Messenger RNA from Theobroma umbraticum, 1864 nucleotides. Its product is annotated as two-component response regulator 24-like. NCBI's taxonomy places the organism in Eukaryota, Viridiplantae, Streptophyta, Magnoliopsida, Malvales, Malvaceae. The record is from RefSeq and is a predicted model, not a curated record. Gene Ontology annotation, biological process: phosphorelay signal transduction system.
GGUGGAGAUUGGAAGCCACAAAAUCUGGCUCAUACAAAGCGUGCUAUAUUUGUUAUUCGAGUCCAGCACGUCACGAUUGCAACCGUUUCAGUUUUCAUGUAACAUCCUGGAUUCCAACUAAAACUCAGCUCGUUCCCUGGUACGGUAAUGCCCGCGUUUGGUUCUCUUCCAUUGCACUUCAAUUUUGUGACUGAUUCACAUUUUCAAUCUGGUAGAUGAAACAGGUAUUUAUUUCUAUCUCUUAUUGUGUGAGAUCUGUAGCAUUUUUUUUCCUAUUCAAUUAUGUAACAUUUUCAGUGCACUGAGUUUUUUCACAUAUAAAAGAGAGAUUUACUUUGGUUUGGAUUUAUUUCGGUUUUAUUAUUUUUCAUGGAGAUUUUAUAUUAUUGAAAUUAGAGAAAAUUAAUUUGGAUAAGGUUAAGAUAUCACUUGUCAUGGAUUCAUAGUUUCAAUUCAAAACAUAUUUGAGAUUUUUAAUGAAAUUCACAAUGAAUGAUGGGUCUAUAUUAUUGAUGAGGGUGAUUGUUAGUUAUAUCAAAAGAAAUAGAGAUAAAGUAAAGGAGGUGACGGUUGUAUUAAAAGAACGGUAAGAAAAGUAACGGUUGAAUUGUAAGUACUGAAUGCGAACCAAAUAUAAUCACGUGUAAUAAAAAUAUAAAGAUGAUAGUAUAUCUAAUUAAUUGUACAAAGAAGAUCAGAUAUGAAAAAAAAGACUGACCGUUGUAUUAAAAGAAUUUUAAGAAAAGUAACGUCUAAAUUGAAAAUACUACCAAACAGUGUCACGUGUAAUAAAAAUGUAAAGAUGCAAACAUAUCUAAUUAAUUGCAUACAGAAGAGAAAAUCUGAUUAUUAAAUUAUGCAUUCUUCAGCGUAUCCUUAACCAUCACUGCUUUUACAUCUAACUUUUUUGUCCCAAUCUGCAUAUUUGCUCACCGGGAAUGGAAGGCGAAUCCAAAAUUUUAAUCCUGCACAGUCUGUAUUUAGCCUCUCGCUUUGACAUCAAAUCAUUGCAGGAAUAAUGGCACCAGCAGGCGUGGCCUCGGGUAAUCCAGCAGCUCCACGCAGGGCCAAUGAAGGAGCACCUGCUGAAGAAGAAAAGGGCAAUGAAUUUCCUCGUGUGAUCCUGAGGAACAGGUUGACUGCUCUUGUGGUUGACGGUAGCAGGUUUUGUCGGAUGGUCGAGCAGGGACUUCUUCAGGCUUAUGGACUUGAAACCCAGGCUGUGGACAAUGGCAUGGCUGCGGUUGAGCUCAUUGCCUCUGGGGCAAACUUCAACCUCAUUGUCAUUGACAUGCUUCUUCCUGUCCUGAAUGGACUUGAGACCACAAGGCAGAUUCGUGCCAUGGGCGUGCGGUGCAAGAUGCUGGGUGUCACUGCUCACUUUUAUGAGGGAGAGAGGCAGGCAUUUCUGGCUGCUGGAGUUGAUGAGUUCAUUGAGAAACCUCUCACUCCUGACAUUUUGGCACCUAUCCUGAGGGAACUCGAUAGCCAGUGAGGAGCACAGAAUCCUGCGCAUCAGAGGACUUCAUCUACACAAUAAAAUCCUGGCUUUAACCGCUUGCUUUGGGCCGCUUGCUUUCCAAAUGUUUUCCAUUGUCUAGUGUUUUAAUAUCAAAGGUCGGCUAUCGCUUGGGUAUUGGCAUGAAUAAGAAAGUCCGCUGAGCAAAGCUAGCUUCAUUUUCCUCAGAAAAAUGCCCUCAUUAGCAAUUCCUUGCAAUGCUCAUCUUUAUCUGACUGGAAGUAAUUUUAUAACUUCCAUGCCUUUUUCUAAGGAAUGAAAUGCCAUCAAAUAUAAGUCAUUGGAUUUUGCUUUAGUAUGAAUUUUGUAGGCCUUUGUGGGGGUAUAAUAUUAAUCAGUUUUAUG